AUGCCGACUACAAGAUCAAGUAAUCCAAUUGGAAGGCCCAUCCAGAACGUACGGUUCAAGGUCUACACUCCACCUUCUUUAGCUAAACCUUCAUCGUCAGCACCAAAAGCUUCGUCGUCAUCAUCAUCGUCGUCGUCGUCUUUGCCUGUGCCUUUGCCUUCUUUUUUACCACCCAUAGUAAAUAAUCCUACAAGCGCACGUGCUACUACGGGACCGGCACAAAAUAGACCUGCAGAUCCACUCACUGCCUUAUCAACUACACAAGCUAAACGCAAAAGAGCACCCAGAUCUUCGGCACCCGCACCAAAGAAGCCUAGAACUCCACGUGGGUAUUGGGUCUUGGACAACAAACUUCCCCAUGUACGCGGUUCUUGGACUCCCAGAAAAGAGUUGGCUCUUUUGGAAUCUUACGCCGAGAUAUUUCCACCUCUUUGGCCAAAAGGCAAACGCCAGACUGCAUGGAGGCAAGUUAUUGACGCUGUCAACUCCGUAGCCCCUAAGGACGUGCCGCUAGGCUAUGACGCUUGUCGGCGCGCUGUUGAAAGGCUUUCUAAAAGUCGUAGAGACGGAACAGAUCUAGAGAAAGCUGCCUUGGAAGCAAUUGCAAGGAAAGAGAUUCAUGAAAAAGAAAUCAAGAAAAACAAGACCAGAGGACUUGAGAAGCAAAAAGCUAAAGAAGCAAAAUCAGCCAGUGAGGUGGAAUUCGUAAAAGAAAUCAUAGAUAAUAGAAAUCAACCGGAGUCAGGGAAUCAAAAUCCCACCGGAAACUUGGAUAAAGGAAACGAAAAUACAACCAGUGGUCAAAAUGCUGCCCCCCAAGUUAUUGAAAUCGAUGACGAUGACGAUGACGAUGAUGAUAACAGCAACGCAAACAACAAAUAUGAAAAUGAUGUUACUACUGUCGAGGACACAGACUCUAGCGAAGCAGAAAUGGAUUCGCCACAGGCCCAACGGCAGUUUCGCAAGGAUAUGAGGGAAUAUGCGAGAAACCAGGAAAAAACCAUGUCCAAUAUUGAUAAAACCCUCACAAACAUAAAUUCUACUCUUUCCAACAUAGAGAAGUUUCUUGACAGGUUUACAAACAAAUAA
Molecule: messenger RNA, 1089 nt
Organism: Phycomyces blakesleeanus NRRL 1555(-)
Lineage: Eukaryota; Fungi; Mucoromycota; Mucoromycetes; Mucorales; Phycomycetaceae
Exons: 2
Coding region: 1-1089 (362 amino acids)
Source: RefSeq, a predicted model, not a curated record